AUGGUUGACGACUUACCCCCAAAGGAGCUAUCCCCAGACGGCCGCUCCGUACAGGGCUUCACCCACCAUGCUGAGAACAUCACCGCAGACCGCGAGCCCUACGGCCCGCCAGGACUGCGCGGGCUAGUCAGUAAUCCGUUCGUGUUACUAUGCGCCACAUGCUCGACACUCGGAGGACUGGUCUUCGGCUAUGACCAGGGCGUCGUCUCCGUCAUCCUGGUCAUGGACCAGUUCCUGGAACAGUUCCCGCAAGUCUCCAAGUCGGCGGCGGGCGCCGGGUUCUGGAAGGGCCUGUUAACAGCGAUGAUUGAGCUGGGUGCAUUGCUGGGUGCGCUGAACCAGGGCUGGAUCGCGGAUCGCAUCUCGCGCCGGUACUCAAUCCUCGUGGCGGUCGCUAUAUUCACUGUUGGCUCGAUUCUGCAAACUGCCGCGGUCGACUAUGCCAUGUUGACGGUGGCGCGGUUGAUUGGCGGUGUUGGGAUUGGUAUGUUGUCCAUGGUGGCGCCUCUGUACAUCUCCGAAAUUAGUCCCCCCGAAUGCCGCGGAACCCUCCUCGUCCUCGAAGAAUUCUGCAUCGUCCUCGGCAUCGUCAUCGCCUUCUGGGUAACAUACGGCACACGAUACAUGGCCGGCGAAUGGGCCUGGCGCCUCCCGUUUCUGUUGCAAAUGAUCCCCGGCUUCGUCCUCGCUGCGGGGGUCUACAUCCUCCCCUUCUCGCCACGCUGGCUCGCCUCCAAGGGCCGCUCCGACGAAGCGCUUGAGAGUCUGGGCAAGCUGCGCCGGCUGCCGACCUCGGACAUGCGCGUGCGCCAGGAGUUCAUGGACAUCCAGGCCGAGGUGCGGUUCCAUCAGGAGAUGAAUGCGGAGAAACACCCGAAUCUGCAGGGUAGCGGAACUAAGAAUGAAGCCCUGCUGGAGCUGGCAUCUUGGCUUGAUUGUUUUAAGAAGGGCUGUUGGCGGCGGACUCAUAUUGGGGUGGGUAUUAUGUUCUUUCAGCAGUUCGUCGGAAUCAAUGCCCUAAUCUACUACUCACCAUCCCUCUUCGAGUCCAUGGGCCUCGACACCAGUAUGCAGCUGAUCAUGUCCGGUGUCCUCAACAUCCUGCAGCUGGUCGGUGUCACCACCAGCAUCUGGACGAUGGACACUCUUGGUCGACGCAAGCUUCUGCUGGGCGGAGCCACUCUCAUGGCCAUGUCGCACAUCAUCAUUGCCGUGCUGGUCGGCCUCUUCGAUUCGAACUGGUCGGCGCAUCGAGCGCAGGGCUGGGCUAGUGUCGCCUUCUUGUUGUUUUAUAUGAUUGCUUUUGGGGCUUCAUGGGGCCCUGUUCCUUGGGCCAUGCCAUCUGAAAUCUUCCCAUCUUCGCUCCGUGCCAAGGGUGUCGCCCUUUCCACCUGCUCGAACUGGCUCAAUAACUUCAUCAUUGGACUCAUCACUCCCCCCCUUGUUCAAAACACCGGAUACGGCGCCUACGUCUUCUUCGCCGUCUUCUGUGUCCUCGCCGGCCUGUGGACCUUCUUCUUCGUCCCAGAGACCAAGGGCCGGACGCUAGAGCAGAUGGACCACGUCUUCAAAGACAACUCCAACGAGGGCGAGCGAGACAGGCGAAAUGCGAUUGAAGUCGAGCUGCUGCGAGCCAACCGGGAGUUUUUGUGA
Penicillium alfredii is the source of this 1653-nucleotide messenger RNA. RefSeq names its product sugar porter family MFS transporter. The record is from RefSeq and is a predicted model, not a curated record. Gene Ontology annotation, biological process: transmembrane transport; carbohydrate transport. NCBI's taxonomy places the organism in Eukaryota, Fungi, Ascomycota, Eurotiomycetes, Eurotiales, Aspergillaceae. Gene Ontology annotation, molecular function: carbohydrate:proton symporter activity. The coding region runs from base 1 to 1653 and encodes 550 amino acids. Gene Ontology annotation, cellular component: membrane. The transcript has 5 exons.